GCUUGGUUGCUAUUUUGGAAAUUCCCCUUAGGGGGUGCCCUUCAAUUGGCCCCAACUCCUAUAAAGGGCCAGCCUGAGCUUCAGAGGAUCCCUGUAGAGGAUCCUGAGACAGCACGUGGACCUCCCACAGCCUCUCCCACAGGUACCAUGAAGGUCUCCGUGGCUGCCUUCGCUGUCAUCCUGGUUGCUACCACCCUCUGCGCUCCUGCAUCUGCCACCCCAUAUGCCUCGGACACCACACCCUGCUGCUUUGCCUACAUUGUCCGCCUGCUGCCCCGUGCCCACAUCAAGGAGUAUUUCUACACCAGUGGCAAGUGCUCCAUCCCAGCAGUCGUCUUUGUCACCCGAAAGAACCGCCAGGUGUGUGCCAACCCAGAGAAGAAAUGGGUUCGGGAAUACAUCAACUCUUUGGAGAUGAGCUAGGAUGGAGAGCCCUUGAAUCUGAACUGCUUGCUGCUUGCUCUUUUCCCAGCUUGGGAGGCUUCCCCUUGCUAUUAUUCUACCCUACACCCUCCUUGGAGUGCCCAGAUUCUACCACACAGCAGCAGUUAUAAAAGCCUUCCCCAGUCUGGGCACAGUGGCUCAUGCCUGUAAUCCCGGCACUUCAGGAGGCUAAGGUGGGUGGAUCACUUGAGGUCACGAGUUCGAGACCAGCCUGGCCAACAUGGUGAAAUGCCGUCUCUACUAAAAAUACAAAAAUUAGCUGGACGUGGUAAUGUGUGCCUGUAAUCUCAGCUACUUGAGAGGCUGAGGCAGAAGAAUCGUUUGAACCCAGGAGGUUGAGGCUGCAGUGAGCUGAGAUUGCACCACUACACUUUAGCCUGGUGACACAGCAAAACUCCGUCACAAAAAAAAAAAAAAAAAAAAAAAAAAAAACCCCCAAAAAAAAAAAAAAAAAAAAAAAAAAAAAAAGCCUCCCCCAUCUAGAGCCUAGAAGAGCUUCUGAGGCACUGCUUUGUUGAAAGGAAGUCUCUAGGUUCUGAGCUCUGAAGACCCUUAGCUUCGCCAUGGCUCUGUGACCAGGAAGGAAGUCAGCGUGCCUCUAGAAGCAAGGAGGGAAAGAAGACUGCGCUCCUAAGCUUCCAUCUCCACCCCUCACAGGAGCUUACUGAAAAACAUGAAAAAUCAGCAUUCCAUUAAACUUCUCAAUGCAACUACAAA
Cebus imitator (Panamanian white-faced capuchin) is the source of this 1161-nucleotide messenger RNA. RefSeq names its product C-C motif chemokine ligand 5 (gene CCL5). Gene Ontology annotation, biological process: cellular response to interleukin-1; G protein-coupled receptor signaling pathway; immune response. Bases 148 to 423 code for a protein of 91 amino acids. Gene Ontology annotation, cellular component: extracellular region. NCBI's taxonomy places the organism in Eukaryota, Metazoa, Chordata, Mammalia, Primates, Cebidae. The record is from RefSeq and is a predicted model, not a curated record. The transcript is spliced from 3 exons. Gene Ontology annotation, molecular function: CCR chemokine receptor binding; chemokine activity.